ACUCUCGCACCAGAUGGCGACAGAGAUCCUUUGUCGUGGGAGAAGGGUUCUUUCCUCUCUCGCACGGUCACCUAUUGUGGUUAUUGAUCGCCGGCUCAUUUUUCACAAUAAGGCCGCAGGGAAAUCCGGCGUUGUCGACUAUAGGCUGUUGAAUUUCCGGACCCGUUUUUUGGUUGUAGUAGUUUGGUAUUGAGUUUUCAUUUUAUCGCGCUUUGCCUCUGGCUAAGUAAGUAUCUUACUGUUACUCUCUCGCAGACAGGAUGACCUCCCAGUUAAGACUUCUCAACAUGGCCGGGGAUGACGCCGCGGUCAUGCAUAUCCCGGACAUUGUGGAGUCCGUGGCGGACUUGGAGGCGGCUCUGCAGGCCAGCCAGAGCGGCUUUCUCAUCGAGGACCCUAUCAACUGCAAAUAUGUCUGGGUCUGGAAGUUUGUCAUGCACAUUUUGCAUCCCGAUCCCCGGGCCCGGCGAUGUCUGUGAUGCAUGCUCUAGCAUCACAGCUAUUGUGACGGCUUUCUGAUGCCCAUACUGCAUGAGAAAUGCCCCCUCCGUGUAGCAAAAAGCGCACCUCUUUUGCUGUUCCUGCAAUACAGAUUUUUUCAGAAUCCAAAUGCAGCAUUACAUACAAUACAAGUUACAUCCUUCCAGAUUCAGACAUAUUUGCAAUUCAUAGACCCGGGGACGUAUCGAUUCUUUUUCCUCGUGCCGAGUGACGGGGCGGAUUUCUUACCGCCCGGGGGCAACUGGCGGGAGGAGGCGCGGCGGUGGGGUGGUAGUAGUAGUGCCAACAUUGUGAAGGACGAGGAAGACGGCGCAGAUGUCGAAAUUAGUACAACUGCGUCCACAGAAACGGCAGCAAGCGAGGGGGAUAAUAUAACUACUUCUGCGACGACUGAUUCUGUGCUCCAGUACGUGGCCAAGCCAAAAAACUUCAAGGACGUGCUAAGGGACGUGGUCGAGGCGCAUCGCCGCGCGGCCACGAGCAAGGAAGAGCUGGCGAGGCACACGGAGCUGACCGAUUUGCUGUCCAAGCAUGUGGACCGGGAUUUUGCGGAAUACAUCUUGGAGCCUUUGGAAAAGGAUACCGCGGUGGAGGCGACCCUGUGCAAGUGUCUCGAUCUGCUGAGUUUCCUGAAGACGUUUUUUGUGAAGCAACCGAGGCCGCUGUUUGCGAAGGAGUCGUGCCGGAAGCCGGUGGAGGCGCUACUUCGGACGGCCGAGGAGCACUGCCGGGUCGUAGGCGAACACGCGCUCGAACACUCGCUGGUACGGGGGCAUUUCUCAUACCUCUUCGUCCUAGUAGUUGUCAGGAGCGUGGACGCAAAAAACAGCGAGAGUGCGCAAGUACAACUGGUAGAAAUGCUCAUCCGGCUGAUCAAAGCGCAUGACGACUGGAGCAAGGAUCCCGUGACACCGCUGCUAAACAUUCCGUGCUCGCUGCCCGAGUGUUUGGAACUGCAUUUGAAGGCGAAUGCGGACGAUAUGGCCUUGGCACCCGUGCCGUUUUUCCUUUUGCCCUUCUCGCGCCAAAUUACCUCGGAGGAGAGUGUCCCCCGUGCCAUGAAGGUCUUGUUGCAGGCGUUCGAUUGGCCAGAGGAGUUUUUUGGUUGGUACAACGUCAAAAAGAACAACAUGCUGCUGACCUUAUUAGACCGACCCCGACGGGAGGUUCGGAAAAGCCAAGGGUGGCAGUCGGAGCCGGACCUGUGCGUGUUUUUGGCCAAGAAAAUGACUGUGCACCAACUCUGUUUGGACAACCAGGACGGGCGCGUAGCCUUGGGCGUCGCCGCCGCUUUGGCGGCAAAGUUGCGCGCGUUCCUACCCGUCGUGAAAGCGAUCAAGGACCGAUUGGUCGGCGAACUGCAGCAGCCGGGCUGCGACUUCACGCCUUUGGACGUCAGCGAGAUGAUUUGGAGCCUCGAGGACGAACUGGAGACCGGGGACUGGACGGGCGACGCUGCCGUCAAAGCGCGCGCGAUGGUGGAGGAGGCCAUCCAGGCGUUCGAGAAAUUCGAGCAGGAGCACCAGGGCAGUGACGCGGAGGGAGAGGACGACUCGCAGGACGGGAAGCUCAUGUCGGAGCACCAGGCACUGUGCUGGAGGUUGUCCGGGGCUGCGGGUCUUCUCGCGAGUCGCGACGAGGAUUUGUAGGCUUUCAUUUCAUGAACGAGGGGAGGAUAGAUACGACUGAAAGACAGAUAAAAUGUACAUGGCCGAUUUGUUUAUGUUUUCAUAAGUGCCAAAGAAGCUUAAUUGUUUUUUUUGCGGGCCGGUUUCUGAAACGUUCUACUUCCGCAUACUGAAGAAAGUCAGCAGACCUUCUUGUUUCAUGGUCUGCCACAGGUGUCCAAGCAGGCGUGACCGCUGCUGUACUCUAACGGGCUGUGCGCAGCUGCCUAUGGCUGAUCAUAUGAGUUGUAAUGCACCAGCAAGAUUGUAGCCUGUGUUGGGAAUGAAGUACAAUUCGGCACUUUGCUGUUGAUUCACAUCCUAAG
Messenger RNA from Amoebophrya sp. A120, 2494 nucleotides. The record is from the annotation of a GenBank genome assembly. NCBI's taxonomy places the organism in Eukaryota, Dinophyceae, Syndiniales, Amoebophryaceae.